Iphiclides podalirius (scarce swallowtail) is the source of this 450-nucleotide messenger RNA. NCBI's taxonomy places the organism in Eukaryota, Metazoa, Arthropoda, Insecta, Lepidoptera, Papilionidae. The record is from the annotation of a GenBank genome assembly.
AUGAAGUUUGGCAUGGGUGGUCUGUGUCCGGUCUGCGGUGACACUGUCACCGGCGUCCAUUACGGCGUGCCGACUUGCGAGUCUUGCAAGCUGUUCUUCAGGAGGGCGGUUCGCUGCGGCAAGCACACCACCUUCAAGUGCGCCAACCGCUUGGGCUGCUGCCCCAUAGGGCUGCACAACAGGAUCGUCUGCAAGUACUGCAGAUACGUCAAGUGCCUCCGCACCGAGGGGCUGGUGCCGCAGUACAGCUGGUCGCGAGCCGGGAACGCGAUCAUCCUGCUCGGCGAGUACAGAUUCAAGAAGAGGUCGCGCCACGUGAACCAGAAGCAGGAGAUACACUGGGUGUGCAACAAGUGCGACAAGGGCUGCAAGGCCAAGCUGACGACCUUGAACGACGCCAUUAUCAAGAUAUACAACGUGCACGACCACGAUGGCAUGAGGAAGGCGAAA